CAUGUUUCUGUACUUUCUGUCCCCAACUCUAUAAACGCAGCUCGGAGUGAGCGAUUCAUUAAUUGUCAUCUCUUCUCAUGCUCUCCUUCAAUCAAUAAACAAAAUGAUGGUACCUCUAACAGAUUUCCCUGUAACAGACACGACUCUUUCUAACCCACUACUCCCACAAACCACAAGCAGCAGCAGCAGUAGUGAUAAUUCUGAUGAUAGUCGCCACACUUCACAUCGAUUCGCAUUGGAGGAUGUUAAUUUUCAAUUCCACAGCAUCCCCAUCUGCGGAUCAUAUCGACCUUUGGCCGUCCUAUCUGGGCACACUGGAUCAGUUUCUUGUCUGGGUCUCUGUGGUGAGUUCAUCCUAAGCGCCUCACAAAGUAAGGACAUCAUAGUGUGGCAACAGCCCCAGCUGAAGCAAUUUGCCAAGUUUGGACAAGGUGAUGGGUCUGUUAAGGCYCUCGUGGCCGGCGGCAACAAAGUAUUCACGGCGCAUCAGGAUAGCAGGAUCAGAGUCUGGAAGGUCUCAAGAAGCUCAGAGAAUAUUUUCAAGCUUGUUGCAACAUUGCCAACUACGAAGGACUACUUGGGCAGAUUCAUGAAGCAGAGCAAUUAUGUCCAAACUAGGAGACACCACAGACGUUUAUGGAUUGAGCAUGCUGAUAGUAUUUCUUGUUUAGCAAUCGACAAUGGCUUGAUCUAUUCAGGAUCUUGGGACAAGACCCUGAAGGUGUGGAGGGUCUCGGACCUCAAGUGCUUGGAGUCCAUAAGAGCCCACGACGAUGCAAUUAAUGGGUUGGUUGCAGACAAGGGAUUAGUGUACUCGGCUGCUGCUGAUGGAAAGAUCAAGGUCUGGUGCAAGGAUGCCAAGAGCUCAUCACAUUGUCUGAAAGGAGUAUUGGAGGGACACAAGGGUGUAGCUUUGAAUUCAGUGAUCGUGUGUGAGGAUGGAAGGAUGGUGUAUGGAGGUGGAUCAGAUGGGUGUGUGAUGGGGUGGGAGAGAGAUGAGGAUGGUGGUAGUUGGAAGUUGGUUUGUGAGCUAAAAGCUCAUAGGAUGGCUGUUCUGUGCUUGUGUUCCAUUGGGGAGUUUGUUUGCAGUGGUUCAGCUGAUAAGAGCAUAGGUAUAUGGAAGAGAGAGGCUGGUGGUUGGCUUUCAAGUUUUGGAGUUUUGAGUGGACAUGAAGGACCAAUCAAGUGCUUACAGGCCUCAACUGGUGGUACUGAAGGUGGGUUUUUGGUAUACAGUGGAGGUCUUGAUAGAAGCUUGAGGGUUUGGUGGGUUCUCAAAGAGAACUCUGGAAAGGGAGGGGAGAGGAAUUCUGUGAUACCAAGUACAGAGCAUAUCUUGAGUUGAGGGGUUUUCCUUCUUUUUCUUUUGCUUUUAUGUUUUUCUUAUUGGGUUUUCUCACUUGUAAUUUACAGGGAGAGAUGGACACUGUUCUUUUUGCRUUUACAGUGCUCCCCAUAUUGAUCUUGAAUUGGGUUUUUCA
This is a messenger RNA of Nelumbo nucifera (sacred lotus), 1481 nucleotides long. RefSeq names its product protein JINGUBANG-like. The record is from RefSeq and is a predicted model, not a curated record. Lineage: Eukaryota; Viridiplantae; Streptophyta; Magnoliopsida; Proteales; Nelumbonaceae. Gene Ontology annotation, molecular function: protein binding.